Messenger RNA from Arachis duranensis, 2246 nucleotides. RefSeq lists its product as uncharacterized. NCBI's taxonomy places the organism in Eukaryota, Viridiplantae, Streptophyta, Magnoliopsida, Fabales, Fabaceae. The record is from RefSeq and is a predicted model, not a curated record. The transcript has 6 exons. Bases 730 to 1689 code for a protein of 319 amino acids.
UUUCAUUCUUAUUUCUUUCUGUGGAAUUUUCCUCCUUACAUUAAAUCAUUUUUGACUUAUCCUUACACAAGUUAUUAACCUCUUCCAUAUCAGACUCACUCCUUUGUUUUCUUUCUUCUGAUUCCUGCCAGAAAUUCUUGCUGUUUUUCCGUUUUGAUCAGAGUAAGACAAUUAACACCUCCUUAUAUAAGGCUUCAUCCUCAAGGAAUCAUAACAUCACAUCACAGCUUUCUUUCUGGUUUUCUGGUUUUCCUUUUACCUCUUCCUCUGGUUCUGGUUUUUCUGGUAUUCUGUGGGUGGUUCUCAUUUCCUAUAAAGUUUUUUAAGGUUGUUUUAUGUGUUGGGUUAAGUUUUCUUCUAACAAAAAUGGUAGCUCUUGUUGCAUUGGUUUUUCCAUGAGAAUCUGAGUCUCCGGCGAGAGAAAUAGAAAAAAAGAUUUGAGAUUUUGAAGGAGGAUGGAAAUGGGUCUCUAAAAACGUCAAAAAAUAGAAGUCUUUGUUUUCUCGCAUUUUCAAUAACUUUUCUUUCUCUCUCAAUUCAAAUCCCGACAAUCUCUCUCUCUCUUUCUCUCUCUGUCCCUCUCUCUCUGUUUUGGUUUUCAACCCAAUCUGGGCUGCCUCUGUUUUCGGGGUUGGGACAGAAGCUGAAACUCCCUCUCUGGAUUUCUCUGUCUCUCUCUGAAUUUCUUAUCUCUGUCUUUCUCUCUCUCUCUCUCUCUCUCAAAAAACCAUGAUUUUCGAAAAAGGGUCAAUGCAUUCUUCUUCUUCCAACCUUGACUGCUUCCUCCGCUGCACCACCCCUGUGAUUCCAUCCCAGUUUCUUGCAAAGUCUGAGAUGAAAGGCCUGAAUCGUUUGUGGCAUCCAUGGGAGAGAGAAAGGGUGGAAUACUUCAGUCUUAGGGAUCUAUGGAACCGCUAUGAUGAAUGGAGUGCGUAUGGUGCUGGUGUCCCUAUCACCCUGCCCAAUUCUGACACACUUGUUCAGUACUAUGUUCCUUACCUUUCUGCAAUUCAGAUUUUCACUAGCAACACUUUCAGGGAAGAGUUUGAGACAGGGGAGUGUGAAACAAGGGAUUCAUGUAGUGAUACAUUGAGCGAUGAGAGUGAGUGUGAGAAGUUAUGGAGAUGGGAUGGGAGUUCCUCAGAAGAAGGUGGAAUGAAUAAUGUAGAACAAGAUUCUCAUCAAUUGCAUUUUAAUGAUAGAUUAGGUCAUCUCUAUUGCCAAUACUUUGAGAGAUCAACUCCAUAUGGAAGAGUUCCUCUAAUGGAUAAGGUAAUUUAUUUAGCUCAGAGAUUUCCAGGGUUGAUGUCAUUAAGAAGCGUAGACCUUUCACCUGCAAGUUGGAUGGCAGUUGCAUGGUACCCGAUUUAUCACAUUCCCAUGGGAAGAACAAUUAAAGAUCUCUCCACAUGCUUCCUCACUUACCACACACUUUCAUCUUCAUUUCAAGGUAUGGACCUUGAUGAUGAUAUUGAGGGUGGACAUGAGAAGAAAAAGGAAGAAGAGGAAGGAAUCUCUUUGCCACCAUUUGGUUUAGCAACAUAUAAGAUGCAAGGUGGGAAUGUGUGGGUCUCAGGUAGGGACCAAGAGAGGCUUGUCUCACUAUUGAGUGUGGCUGAUUCAUGGUUGAAGCAACUUAGGGUUCAGCAUCAUGACUUUAAUUACUUCAUGGGCAUUCGCCAAGGCUAAAGAGGAAAAAAAAAAACAUAAUCAAAAGGUCCACUAUUAUCCUCUCUACAAAGAAUUUGCACUUGCAAAUUAAAGGAACAAGAAAUAUUGAUAGCUUAAGGGAAAGGGAAAAAAUAAAAAGAAAAAAGAAAAAAGAAAAAGGAAAAGAAAAGAAAAGAAAAGAAAAAAUCCUCCUUUUUUUUUUGGGUAUAUUUGGUUUUUAUGCAUUUUCUUGGACCAUACCGUUAAUUGGUUUUUUUUUUCUUCUUUUGGGUCUUGUGGAGUGAGGAAUAAUAUUAACAAUAUUGAUGGAGUUUUAGGAGUUGAGGGGGAUUUGUUAUUAACCCUUUUGAGAGAGAGAAAGAAAGAGCAUGUUUUAGGAGCAACCCCCUAUUGUGAAUUAUGAAUUGUGAAUGUAUAGAGAGAGAGAAAUAGGUGAGAAGAGGAAAAGAGGGAAUGAAGUGAGAGUCUAUGUUUAGAAAUUUGAUGUUUAUGUAUCAUCACUUCACUUGCUAUUGACCGUGUUAAUGGUUAAUGGAUUGGAUGAGUGAUUUCAUAUCAAUGGAGCAUCUUGCGCA